ACCAUAUAUACUGGUUCAAUCUCUUCCCAUUCUCCCAAUCCUUACUCUUUCUUCUCUACUAUCUCUAUUCUCUUCUUGCUUAAUAACCAUUCUUUAGGGGUCUUUCUAUGUAUUAAACUUGUAAAAGCACCUACAUUGGCCAUUUUUGUAACAUUUAUACGUAUAGCCAAAAGUAGUACAGUCUCUACAGUUAAGAUUUCUAAACAUACGAUGAAUUUUGUCAUGAUGUUCUGUGCUAUGACUCCUCAGCUUCUUAUAAUUUGGCUACUUCCAAAUGUGGCAUUUGCUAGUAGCCAUAAUUAUGGUGAAGCACUAAGCAAAAGCUUUCUGUUUUACGAGGCUCAGAGAUCUGGUUAUCUUCCUCAUGACCAGAGAGUUCAAUGGAGGGGUAAUUCUGGUCUUCUUGACGGAAAGGCUAGUGGGGUGGAUCUGGUAGGAGGGUACUAUGAUGCAGGGGAUAAUGUGAAAUUUGGACUGCCAAUGGCAUUCACUGUUACAAUGAUGUCGUGGAGCAUCAUAGAAUAUGGGAAGCAAAUGGGUGAAAGUGGAGAGCUUAGCAAUGCUAUGGAUGCUGUUAAAUGGGGUACUGAUUACCUCCUUAAAGCUCAUCCUGAACCAAAUGUCCUUUACGGAGAGGUUGGAGAUGGUACGACAGAUCAUUACUGUUGGCAAAGACCAGAGGACAUGACCACUUCAAGAGCUGCUUACAGGAUCGAUCCGAGCCGCCCUGGAUCUGAUCUCGCUGGCGAGACAGCAGCCGCCAUGGCGGCUGCUUCCAUCGUCUUUCGGAACAGCAACCCUGCUUAUGCCAAAGAACUCCUCACUCAUGCGUUCCAGCUAUUCGAGUUUGCGGACAAAUACAGGGGCAAGUAUGAUAGCAGCAUUACUGUGGCCCAGAAGUACUACCGAUCUGUCAGUGGAUACGCGGAUGAAUUACUGUGGGCAGCGGCAUGGCUGUACAAGGCAUCUAACAAGCCAUAUUAUUUGAACUACCUAGGGGAAAAUGGGGAUGCACUUGGUGGAACUGGUUGGUCCAUGACUGAAUUUGGCUGGGACGUUAAGUAUGCCGGUGUCCAGACUCUUGCUGCUAAGUUCCUAAUGCAAGGGAAUGCUGGUAAACACGAACCUGUAUUUGACAAGUACCAGGAAAAGGCUGAGAAUUUCAUGUGCGCAUGUCUUGGAAAGGGUAACCAAAACAUCCACAAGAGUCCAGGAGGUCUCAUUUUCAGGCAGAGAUGGAACAAUAUGCAAUUUGUCACAAGUGCUUCUUUCCUUGCCACUGUCUACUCUGACUAUUUGGCCUCUGCUAGAAAAUCCCUCAAGUGUUCAUCUGGCACUGUAUCACCAUCUGAGCUCCUUUCAUUUGCCAAGUCACAGGUUGACUACAUUCUUGGAGAUAAUCCAAGAGCUACAAGUUACAUGGUGGGAUAUGGAAACAACUACCCAAGACAAGUUCACCAUAGAGGUUCUUCCAUUGUUUCUGUAAAGAAGGAUCCUUCCUUUGUUAGCUGCCGUGGAGGUUAUGCCACCUGGUUUAGUAGAAAGGCGAGCGAUCCCAAUCUUCUAGCUGGAGCCAUUGUUGGUGGACCUGAUGCCUAUGAUAACUUUGCUGAUCAGAGAGACAACUAUGAGCAAACUGAACCAGCCACCUACAACAAUGCUCCUUUGAUUGGUGUGUUAGCUAGACUUCAUGGUGGUCAAAGUCAAUAUAGUCAGCUCCUUCCAGUUGCUAUCCCUCAGCCAAAGCCAGAUCCAGAGCAAAAAGUAACUCGAGCUCCAGCUUCAUCAACUGCUGACAUUACUAUUGAACAAAAGGAAACAGCUUCAUGGGUUCACAAGGGGAAAACUUACUACAGAUACUCAGUAAUAGUAACUAACAACUCUGCUAAGACAUUGAAGAACUUGAAGCUCUCAAUAUCCCAACUCUAUGGUUCUCUCUGGGGUCUUUCAAAAUAUGGUGACUCCUACGUAUUUCCGGCCUGGCUCAACUCAUUACCAGCUGGAAAAAGCCUCGAGUUUGUGUACGUUCACUCUGCUUCCCCUGCAGUGGUCUCCAUAUCAAGCUACACUCUUGUCUAAAACUCAAAAGACAAACAAAGAAUGAAUCAUCAACUCUGGGGUCUUUAUGUAAGAAUUGUGCAGUUGUUUGUAAGUUUCAACUUCUUGUUGGUUUGUAGUAUGAGUUAUUAGGGGUUUAGCUAUUGAAGUGUAGGUUAAAUAAAAAGGCGGAUAUCUGGAGGAAGAAAGGAGCGAAGAGACGAAUUAAAACAAGUGCUCAUCCUCUUUCUUCUCCACUUCAUUUUGUCACAUUAUUGCAUUGUAUUGAGAAAAGAGUGAGGGGUUGAGAAAUUAAGAAGGUUGUUUCUCAACAGAAAUAUGUGUUGUUGAUCUUCAUUUCCUUUGUAAUUUUUGCAACUUCAAGUUUUUCAUAUGUUUAUAUUUUCUCCACUGGUUCAUGUGU
This is a messenger RNA of Nicotiana attenuata, 2461 nucleotides long. Its product is annotated as endoglucanase 6-like. The record is from RefSeq and is a predicted model, not a curated record. The coding region runs from base 211 to 2079 and encodes 622 amino acids. NCBI's taxonomy places the organism in Eukaryota, Viridiplantae, Streptophyta, Magnoliopsida, Solanales, Solanaceae. The transcript is spliced from 9 exons. Gene Ontology annotation, molecular function: carbohydrate binding; hydrolase activity, hydrolyzing O-glycosyl compounds. Gene Ontology annotation, biological process: carbohydrate metabolic process.